AUGAUGAAUCAGUCAAAACGGGAACGAAGACAAAACAGGGAUCAAGAAGGAAGAAAAAACUUCAUUGAAUUAGGCACAAGCAAUGACUACUGGUCCUGGUGGGCACAGGAGUCGGCUGUCCAUUAUUUGAACCCAAAUCAAUCGGCUCCCCAACAACCAUGUUCUACAAACUUUCGAUAUUAUGGAACAUCUAAUCAACCUCAACAACCAAGAUCAGCAUCAUAUCGGCAGCAAAAUAGCACACGUACUGGUGUUCAUACUGAACAACGUCCGCAUUCGGAUCAAAACAGGGUUCGUCAAAAUCCACGGCCUACAAAAGGAGAAAAAAUACCUAAUGAUCCAAACCAAAGAAAUGAGUGUCGUUUGCCUCAACAGAAAACGCAAAAUAAUGUAAGUGUGAUCGCUAGUCAACAAACAAGCAAUGCACAUUUAAUAGUUUUGAAGAGUAUUUUUGAUAAAAUUAUUAUCAAACAGUUCUUAUCCAAAACUAGUAUUGAAGAAGGACUACGUAUAUAUAAUCAAUUACGAGAUAUCAUUGUUUCCAAGAAGCCAGACGCUCAAGUAACUUUGUAUGGAUCAUUCUAUUUUGCUUGUUGUUCAAAUGAUUCACCUAUGAUGGAUGUUGAUGUUACAGUCAAUACACUCCUACCUUAUAAUACUAUAACACAAGUAUUUGAAAUCAUUCGGAAUUCGGAUACUUAUCAAGAAAUGCGUUUAAAUACAGAUUAUGAUCCAUUAUGUAUUGAUUUGAUCGUGCCCAAGACGAAUAUCCGCAUACGAGUGACAUCAGAUAACAAGAGAAGAAUUUUUUCAUCUGAAAUAGUUCGUCUCUAUACAAGAUUCGAUCCUCGUGUACUUCCGUUACUUCGACUCAUUCGAUUUUUUGCUAAGAUAUGCUCUCUGGAUAGACCUGAUUUGGGCACUCUUCAUCCAAUGGUUUUUCAUCUUAUGUUAAUUCAUUUUUUGCAACAAAUUGAAGAACCAGUUCUACCUUGUCUUCAUGAAUAUGUAUUUGGGAUUGAUAAUGCACUUGUAACAUUAAGUGAUGAUCAAUAUAGUUAUACAAUCAAAUUGAAUUCUUCAUUUCGAUAUUUUCGACGAGUAUUCGAACAGACACUGACAUACUUCUGUCAAAAGGAUCCAAGAGAAUUAGAACAACAAAAUUCGAUAAUUAAAGAAGUGCAUCGAUCAUGUAAAUCUUUAUUUGCUACAGUAUUACUUAAAGUUCCACGCAAGGCAAACUGUACACAAGAUGAUCUACGGCAAGCAUACAAACAUACAUUUGAUAAUAGAAUGGAGGCAUUGCCAGAACCAAAACUUGUACCAAAUGAAAAAAAUCUGUUAUCCAUAAUGGACGAAACAGCUGAGGAUACAGAUGAUCUUGAAGAAACAUAUCAAGAUGAUUUAGACACAGAUUGUGAGAUUAACAAUGAAACUGGAACCAACUUUAGUGAAUCAUUUGAUAAUACUAUCAACGAUCAUGAAAUAGAAAUGCAAGAGCAAGAUACGACUGUAGUUAAGACUGCUAGCUCAAAUGAAUUAGAAGCUGAAGGCAUAUUAAUUAUCGGCAAGAGUCAAUCUUCAGACAAAGAAACCAAUGAACAACCGAUCUCGUUCGAGUUACUCGUUGAAAAUCUCAACGAAGAGCAAAAACAUAUUGUAAGACUAGAAUAUCAAAGACAAGAGCAAGGUAAAUCGACUAAGGAAAGUAUCAAAACACGUGAAAACAUUAUCAAUUAUCUUGAAAUUGAAUUUCGAAAAAUGUAUCCCAACUGUCGUAUGCGAGGAUAUGGUUCAUUCUACAAUGGAUUCAAUUUUCAUCAAAGUGAUCUCGAUGUUUGCAUUCUAUUGGAACUGAACGUUUGUAUUUUUGCUUGUGAUAAUUUUUAUCAAUGA
Molecule: messenger RNA, 1896 nt
Organism: Rotaria sp. Silwood2
Lineage: Eukaryota; Metazoa; Rotifera; Eurotatoria; Philodinida; Philodinidae
Source: the annotation of a GenBank genome assembly